Messenger RNA from Ruditapes philippinarum (Manila clam), 3423 nucleotides. RefSeq lists its product as uncharacterized. Lineage: Eukaryota; Metazoa; Mollusca; Bivalvia; Venerida; Veneridae. The coding region runs from base 537 to 2309 and encodes 590 amino acids. The record is from RefSeq and is a predicted model, not a curated record. The transcript has 13 exons.
CUUAAACAAUAUUUAGAUGAGAAAAAAAGCAAUCUAUCUUUUAUAGCGACUCAACGCAAUAUACUGAAAAUUAUUUGGUGUUUUGUCGAUACGAUAUAUCGCGAAUGACGGAACAAAAACAUUAGCAGUAGCUAGCAGUGAUUUUAGUUCUGGUUUUAUCCCGCAAUGGAACUGAGAACAUUUAAUCUGUAGACAAAUGGAUUAAACAUGUGUAUCUAGGGAACAGUUACUAUAGAAAAGUGGAUUAAAUCUCUGAAUAUGUGAUUUUAUUUCUCUUCGUGCCGCAUAAAGGGGCUUACAUUUAUCAAAACUGGAUUAAACUGGUGCCCUGUUUUGACCUUUUGGAAACAAUAAACUGAUGUAAGAUAUUACGCUAGGAGAAACGUGAAAAUGCUAUUGGAGAGGAACAAAAGAACAGGCCUAUAGGAAAGCAAUUAACAAUCUGUUGCAGUUGUAUUUUGGAUCACAAUAUUCAUUCAAUUGUUAAAGGAAUAUUUAGUAGAAUUUAGAUAUGACAUUAAUGUGAGACGGAUAUUAUGGAGUGCUCAUUUACAGGAAUUAUUCGUACUGCCGUGGUAUUCUGUAUGUCGGGAAAUAUGCUGUCUCUGGCAAAUCAACAAGUUGUUCCUGUUUAUUGUUCUCAAACGACUGUUAGUAAGCAAGGGUUCUUUGCCAACGAUAUCAUACCUUCAUCUAUUAAUGAUUCUGUAUUCAACGAGCCUCCGACAAAUACACGUGAUAUGGGUGUUGAGUUAUGCCCAAACAAUAAAACACUGAAGUUAAGCUGGAAAAUGAAUAAAAUAAAAGGCAUUGAGAUCAAGCUUUGCUACAAGAUAAGGUCUGCUUUAAAUGGAGAAGUACAUUAUUCCAGCUGUGUCAGUCUGAAAAUAAACUAUCCGAGACGUCGGUCUUAUAUGACAUGUUGGUUUCCCAUGAAGUACAUAUCAUACAGGCCUAUCAUCACUGCUCUGGCAACAUCAACUCGGGGGAAUACAACAGUGGAUUAUUACGGUGAAUUAAACACAAACCAGCUGGAUCCAACAAACAGUUGUAAAGAUGUAUGUGAGAUGACGGUCGUGACUAUAAAGGCCCCGGUGUCAUGCAAUGACGAAUCAUCCAUCUAUUAUGAUGGCAGAAUUACAAUGAAGGCAUUGUCCUUCGAAGCGGAUAAUUCAACUGAAUGCAACAUUCCAUCCGUUCAUAUUAUUGGCCAGACAUCUACCCAGCUAGAUUACAUCUUAAAUUGUACCGAGGCCGGAGCUGGUCAUGUAAAGGUGUUUUACAGCAUUCGUGGCCGUUAUUGCUUCAAAUACCAGCCUGUAAGAAUAUAUUGUGACCCACCGUCAUCAUAUUCAUCAACUAUUGACCCUGGUGUGGACGAUUUCCCGACUUUUGUGAUAUUUGGAGUAGUCUGCACGAUUGUAAUGACUUUCAUAUUGAUUGCCAUAAAUUUUGUUUUUCAAAGACUAAAAAUCGUUCUGCAAAAUCGUAGACGUACAAAUGGGCAUCUUCCAACAAGACAUGGCAUGGAAAGCGUACCAUUGCAGUCGAAUAAUACAAAGCCUCGAGAAGAGAGUGUUGGCUCGUCUUCUAGUAUUGUUGAUCUGACUACACAAGUACAAAAAGCAAUGAAGCGUGAAUAUAUAAAACGUGUGAACUCGGUCUCAUCUGAUGAUCAAAGUCAACAAUCUGCUAACUCCUCCUCCUUCCGCAGACAUAAUGUCAGAAAACUCCACAGAUGUAUGACUAUAGCACUCUUAGAACGGACAGAAUCCUUUUACAGGAAGAAAAUUUUAUUCCUACCGUCUCCAUUUGACACAUUUAGUCGAGACGCCACGAGCCUACUGAAGGCUGUUUUCACAUUAGAGUUGAGCAUUCCAACGCAUUGUUGUUUCGACCGCGACGUGUAUCAAAAGUAUAUGACUGUACAUAAACACAAUUGGAUAGAGUCCAUUCUUCGAGAUCAUGAUCGUAUUGUGAUAUUUCUUUGCUUUACAACAAUUCAUGGCGAAGCAAAAGGUAGGCCUAUUGUGGAAGAUGUGUUGGAACAUUUACUUAUAUCAAAGCCUAGGCCACAUUGUAAAGUGGCGUUUCUACAUCUAACUGAUAGCUCUGAAAAUUUUGAAAAGAACCAUCAUGGGGAUAGUUUUCAUGUUAUGGAUAAAGUCUCGUACGAAGCGUUUAUAUCAGAAAUGUUGAAUUAUUGUGGAAGAAAUCCAGACUCAGAACCUGAGCUAGUGUAUAGAUUAACAAAUUGUGAAACUUCAAGACAUUUUCUGCGUUUCAUUGGAAUAAAAAGCAUUCUUUGAUGAUGUGAAGCUAUGCUAAUACCAAUACAGGAUUAUUGGUGAAAACACAGUGAAAACAAAGUGAAAUCCUGAGAUCAUAAUUUAUUUCAAAGUCAAAAAGAUGAAUAUCUAUUUGGGUUUUUGUUUCUUAAAAAAUAUAUUAAAAUUUCAAUUUUGUUUUGAAAAAGGCUUUAAUGUCCCAAAACAAAGGACACGAAUCAAAAUAUGUUAAAGCUGCACGCCUCCAGAUGAGCCAAAAUAUUUCAAGAAAUUCAAUCUUUAGAAAAAUGUAUUAAGAUCUUAAGAAAGGUUAAAAAAAUUCAAUAGUUAAUUAAUUAUUGGCAUGUUAUUUGCGAUGAAUGGCUGAUUUUGCAGUAUCAAACACUAUAAUUCUACUGCGUUACUAACACAGUAAGAGAUAUUUAUGUAUAUUUUAACAUCUUUUUGGUAAUUUACGUGGAUUGUAAGUGUUGUUAGCAAUGUGUUAAUAACUUUCUUUGUUCACUUAACAGUAUUUUACUUUUAAAUACAUUUUCAAAAUUUUCAUGAAAAUUAGCAUGAAUCUGGAGGCAUGCUGCUUAUUAUCUUUAUAACAAAUGCCACUGACUAUAAUAAAGUAUAAUAAAGUAGAUAUCUACGCAACUUUUGAAUGUGUUUAAACGUUUAUAUGUCUUUAAAUGGUAAACACGGCUUGCUAAGCAGUCACUACGUGAACGUUAAUCAACCAAUCAGAACGGCGCUUUUAUAGGUUAUGAACUUUAUAUCAUAUUGUGAUAUAUUUAUAUAGUCUCUUUGUAAUUUAAAAUAACUAACAUAUAAUAUAAGUUACAUGUAUUGUUAAUAUAAAAUAAAGAAAAAGUCAAUGUUAUAUAUAUUUCUUUUUUUUUAUUUGAAUGUUGAAAUAUUAUAUCGCUUUGAAAUAUCUAUCAUCGGUAUCUAUUCUUUUUUAACUCCUCUGUGACCAGAAAGCCUAAAUAUAGCAUUUAAAACUUUUACAUCGUUCAAGCACUUGAAAUGUAAAAAAAAUUCUGCAAAGGAUAAUAGAGAAAUUUUUAUUCAUAAUUUAAUUUAAAGUCGAUAGUUAGACUAAAUGCAAUUCUAAGCUUUGCAACGCAAUCAUUCUGUUGAUUUGAAA